UGGAUAUACAGGAAGCACACUCUUUUCGGGUAUCGCAAAGUGGACAACGAGUUUUUCUCCAUGCUUAUAGCACAAGGACAGUGGGUGGAUAAUAUGGUCUUGGAAAUGCUCGCAAUCUUGAUGUGGCACAAGAACGGUCAACAAAUGAUAGCAAACCGAUGCGUUGUUUUGGACUCCUUCCUGCUUUAUGAGCUUACUAAGCGUGCUGUCAGCUUCAGGAAUUGUAGAAAUAAGCUUGGGUUCAAAUGGGGCGACCAGCUAUACGACAUGGCCAAUGGAAUACACAUACACCGUGAACCUAGUCUUAGGUGGUUCAAGGAUGUCGACGUGGUAUAUGCUCCGAUGAACUGGAAAGGUGAUCAUUGGGUUGGGUUGGCAAUCCACCUAAGAGCCCGGAAUAUAGUUGUCUAUGACGCUCUCAUAGAACACACGCGGGAGUCUGUUGCAUGGUCAAAGAUGCAGCCUGUCUGCGAGAUGAUGCCGUACCUAGUGAGAGCGAUGUGCGCGGAUGUAUUGCCUGCGAAGUACUCAGUUGAACCUUUUGCCUAUGAGAGAAAUGUUAUGGCUUAUCAGUAA
Arabidopsis lyrata subsp. lyrata is the source of this 576-nucleotide messenger RNA. RefSeq lists its product as uncharacterized. Gene Ontology annotation, biological process: proteolysis. The coding region runs from base 61 to 576 and encodes 171 amino acids. The record is from RefSeq and is a predicted model, not a curated record. Gene Ontology annotation, molecular function: cysteine-type peptidase activity. The transcript has 3 exons. NCBI's taxonomy places the organism in Eukaryota, Viridiplantae, Streptophyta, Magnoliopsida, Brassicales, Brassicaceae.